AUGCCUUUCCUUGGAGGUGACAUCAGCCCAUUGAUGCUCUCAGUCCAGAACCUUGACCAAAGCAUUCUGCGGGUCAAGAUUGGGGCGCCAGAUCGCUGGGAGGUGCCUCAGGACCGGCUCUUCACCAGCACUGCCAAAGGUACAUUGCAGGGGUCACCAAAGUACACACUGCAGUACAGUGCCUCCCCCUUCAUAUUUGCUGUUUCCCGUUCGGAUGGCAGCUCAACAGAGCCUCUUUUCAACACUGGUGGAAGCCGCUUGGUAUUUAAGGACCAGUAUUUGGAGAUUUCUUCCAAGAUCCUCUCCACCACAACACUCUAUGGCCUAGGCGAACACACUAGCAGCACAGGAUUUGCUUUGAGGAGGGACGGACAGCCAUACACACUCUGGACACGAGACCAGCCACCAAAUGUGCCCAACCUGAACAGCUACAGCUCUCAUCCUUUCAUCAUGGAUGUGCGAAAAGGUGGGACCUGUGGACAGGCACAUGGCGUGCUGCUGCUCAAUAGCAAUGGCAUUGAUGUUGUGCUAACCAAGACCAAGAUGCAAUUCAGAGCCAUUGGAGGCGUCCUGGACUUAUACUUCUUCAUGGGUCCCACACCUCUGGAGGUUCUUGCUCAGCUAACCAGCAUUAUAGGACGCCCUGUGAUGCCCCCUUACUGGAGCAUGGGUCUGCAGCAGAGCAAGAAUGGCUACCUGACACUGGACUACUGCGAGCGCGUGGUGCAGAACUACACCCUGAGUGGCAUCCCGCUGGAAACCUUUGUCACAGACAUACCCUACAUGAACCAUCUGCAGAUCUUCACCCUGAGCACAGAUUACCCUCUGCCAGAAUUCCAGGCCUUUGUCAAACGACUGCAUGCUGCCAAUCAGCGAUGGGUACCAAUACUGGAUCCCCAGGUCCACAUCAAAGAGGGCUAUGAGCCAUAUGAUACUGGCAUCCAGCAGAAUGUCUUUGUGAAGGACAUUGCGGGCGGCAACUAUGUUGGUCAGCUGUGGCCUGGAGCUGUGCAUUACCCGGAUUUCUUUAACAAUGCUACUGUGAGCUGGUGGACAUCUCUCAUACAAGGGCUUCAUAACCAGCUCCCUUUUGAUGGGCUCUGGAUUGACAUGAAUGAGGCCAGCAACUUCUGUACUGGAGAUGUUUGCAGUGACCCCGGCAAUAUCGAGGACAACACUGACUUCGUAUGUCUGCUUUCCUGCUCGGAUGGCACCAGUGCUGCAGGGUCCAAUGCUGCAGGACUGCCCUCCGCAGGCAUCUUCAACCCUCCAUACCUGAUCAACAACAAUGGGACACAGCUGGACAUCAAAACAAAGACCCUUCCAGUGAGCGCACGCCAUGCUGAUGGGACACUGGAGUACAAUGCCCACAAUGUGUAUGGACUGUCCAUGGCUAUUGCCACAACACAGGCUCUCAAGACUGUCCGGCAGAAGCGGCCCUUCACUCUGACUAGGUCCACAUUUGUAGGAUCUGGUGCAUACGCAGCACAUUGGACUGGUGACACUGCCAGCUCUUGGGAUGAUCUGAAAUGGGGCCCUGGGAUGAUGAUGGCAAAUGGGAUGUCUGGCAAUGCAUUCAUCGGGGGCGACAUCUGUGGCUUCCAAUUUGUCGCCACAGAGGAGCUUUGUGCUCGAUGGGCUGCAGCAGGAGCCUGGCAGCCAUUUGCUCGCAAUCACCAUGCUGAGGGCUUCCAAGAAUUCUACUUGUACCCCAAUGUGAGCGCAGUGGCCAAGAAGGUGUUCACAUGGCGGCUGCGAGUGAUGCCAUACCUGUACACAGCGUUCUAUGAUGCGCACACAUUCGGCUGCAGCAUCAUGCGCCCCCUCUUCUUCAGCUUCCCGGGUGAUGCCGCCUCCUACAACAUCGACCAGCAGUGGAUGCUGGGGGAUGCACUCAUGGUGGCCCCCAUCAUGACCCAGGGCACCAGCACCACCUCUGCAUACUUUCCCUCCGGCGUUUGGUACAACCUCUACGACCACACAACCAUCACUGGAGGCCGCAGCCAGACCGUCAUGGCUAAUCUGACUGACAACACACCCGUCUUCAUCCUUGGCGGCAACAUCAUCCCAGUGGGUCCAAAUGGCUCUGUGACGACCACCGCUGCGCGUGCCGGCAACAUCACGCUUGUAGCCGCCAUGCCAGCUGCCAACUCCCCAUGGUUUGAUCGCUGCGGUCAGGAAUGCGCCGGCAAGAGCCAGCCGGGCAACUUGGUGGCCUGUGGGCACAUGUACCUGGACCAGGGUGAGGAGCUGAGCGUGGGGACAUCCCUGAACAACUACCUCAGCUUUGAGGUCCGGCUCACUGGCAGCACAUCUGUGGGCCUCCAGGGAAACAUGGCUCUGAACUGGCCGGGAGCACCUGGAGGCGGCCAGGGCUCUGGCUGCACUGCUAAUGUCACAUGGCCCAUGCUGACCGCCAUUACCAUCCUGGGCAGCGGGCCGGUGAAUACUGCUUCUGUGUCCGUUACGGAGGUUGGGAACCAGUUCAGCGCAGACUCAGCCUUUGCUGCGACCGGCAUGGUGCAGGCCCAGUCUACCGCACCACCUGUCACGGCAGCUGACGGCAGUGGCAGCAUUGUCUCCUACGGCCUGCCCAUGCCCAAAGGAAAUGUGGCGUACAACUCAGUCACCAACAAGCUGAGCAUCACCGUCCUGGACUAUCAGCUGCGGUGCCCCAACGGCCUGAAGGUCACCUGGUCAUCCCCUGUGGUGGCACAGCCCAAUGAUGCCGCCGGAUAAGAG
Messenger RNA from Coccomyxa subellipsoidea C-169, 2742 nucleotides. RefSeq lists its product as hypothetical. The record is from RefSeq and is a predicted model, not a curated record. Bases 1 to 2739 code for a protein of 912 amino acids. Gene Ontology annotation, biological process: carbohydrate metabolic process. Gene Ontology annotation, molecular function: carbohydrate binding; hydrolase activity, hydrolyzing O-glycosyl compounds. NCBI's taxonomy places the organism in Eukaryota, Viridiplantae, Chlorophyta, Trebouxiophyceae, Coccomyxaceae. The transcript has 15 exons.